AGCUUGACAACAGUAACGGACGGUUUGUCCUCCUCCUCCUCUUUCUCCUCUUUCUCCUCCUUUUCUCCGUUAAAAUAAACCUAAAUAUUUUACGUCGUCGACGCAAAGUUACAUUUCGAAUUCAAACGACGACGACGACGAAGUAAAGAAGAGGAUCGAAGUUUGAUUUAAGAAGUAGUUCCGAUGUCAACAUGGCUGCGAAGACUGACCAACUUCUCAUCGUUGUGUCCAUCCUGGAAGGUCGCCACUUCCCAAAGAGUCCGCGGCUCAGUCUGGUGGUGCAGGCGAGCUUCGACGGGGAGCAGCUGGCUACAGACCCGGUGGAACACAGAGAACAGCCACAGUUCAGCACCGAACUGGCCUGGGAACUGGACCGGAGAACUCUGCAUCAGCACAGGCUGCAGAGGACGCCCAUCAAGCUGCAGUGCUUUGCUGUGGACUCUGUCCGUCAGAGGAGAGACAGCGUCGGCUACAUCGUCCUCGACCUGCGAUCGGUCCAGGAGGUCAAACAGGAUCCUCGCUGGUUUCCUCUGCUGAGCAGUAAAUACACCAAACAGAGACCGGCCCUGCUCCUCAGCUUCCUGCUGGAGAACGACACCAAGACCAAAGCUUCCCCGGACAGGUUCAAGGCCCGGAAAGCCCCCCCCCGACAAGGAUCUCCUUCAGUAGCCGACCUGCUCCCGGACAAACUGGAGGCCUCCCUGAUCCCGGACCAGGGCUACCACCAGGUGGGGCCUCCAGAUCUCUGCGCCGACAUGUUCGUCCUGUCCGUCACCGUGGCCUUCGCUACCAAACUAGAGCAGCUGAUCCCCAGCACCAUGAAGCUAUCGGCCGCGGGCUCCGACUUCUUCUUCUACUACACUUUACUGGGCAACGACAUCACCAGCGAACCUUUCCACAACCUGCUGAGUCCCGACUUCGAGCCGGAGCGCGCCUCCGUCCGCAUCCGCAGCAGCCGGCCGGUCCUCCAGGCCUUCCUGUCGCAGCAGCCCAGUCUCCAGAUCCACCUCUGCUGUGGGAAUCACUCUCUGGGCUCCACGGACGUUUCCCUCUCGCCUCUGUCGGCGGCUCCCGUGGAUCUGGAGAACAAGGCGGCGACGGUGGAGGGAGCGUUUGUCCUGCGGCCUCCGAAGCGUGCGAAGCAGACGCUGCCGGCCGAGCUGCAGCCGACCGUGGGAGUGGCUGUAACUCUGAGGAGGGAGGAGGUCGCGCUGCAGCCUUUAGGGAGUAAAGAAACUCAUGGAAGCUCCUCACCAGUCCAGAAACCUCAACUAUCUUCUCCACCUCCUCCUGGUCCUCCUCCUGGUCCUCCUCCUCUCUCCCACACUGAGAGUGAAGCUGAAAGUCUCCUGGAGGAGCUUCAUCAUCUUAAGGAGUCGGGUCUGGAAGCUCCAGAUCUGGACGUUUCUCCUCCUCCUGCUCCUCCUCCUCCUCAUCAUCAUCAUCCAGAGACGUCAGCAGACGGAGGAGGAGCGUCGUCCGUCAGUGUCUCUGCUCCCAAAGUGUCCAUCCCGUCCUCGGCCCAUCACUACUGCUUCUCCCUGGACCUCCUCAGCCUGGGGAACCUGAGCUUGGACCGUCCCAUCGCUGCGACUCUCAGGUAUUCGUACCAGUUCUUCGGCAGCGCCGCCCCCAUCAUGACCAACCCGCCCGUGGAGCUGCAGAGGAACAUGGAGGUGUCUCUGCCUCAGUCCUACUGCGCCUUCGACUUCGCCGCCCUCCCCCACCAGCUACAGGACACCUUCCUCAGGGUUCCUCUGGUGGUGGAGGUCUGGCACAGAGACUCGUCCAGCCGAGACCAGCUGAUCGGACGAGCGUCCGUCCAGCUGUCCCGGCUCCUGAGCUCCCAGAGGACUCGUCUCCCGACGUCGGCGGGGGAGCAGAGCUGGAGACAGACCCACCGGGACCGGGUCCCCGUGGUCCAGACCCACCAGGACCGGGUCCCCGUGGUCCAGACCCACCAGGUCCAGGUGGCGGAGCUGAGCUACGUGGCAACGCUGGAGGACCUGGGUCUGGUCAGAGCCACCGAGGUCAUCGUGUCCGACUCAUCACAGAAUGAACUUCCAGCCUGUGGUCAGUCGUCGUCCCGCCCCGCGGAGCCCCGCCCCCUGGAGCCCCGCCCCCUGGGGCCCCCACCCCCAGGCCCAGCCCCCCCUCUGGGCCCCGCCUCCAGGGACACCCUGGAGUACCGCACGGCCCUGGAGCUGGAGCUGUGGAAGGAGGAGCAGGAGGAUCUGUUCGACCACCAGCUGAGGAAGAAGGAGCUGAGCCACAUGAAGGCGCUGGCUGAGGAGUGGAAGAAGAGAGACCGAGAGAGGGAGGCUCUGGUCAAGAAGAAGGAGGUGGAGUACAACCUGCUGGAGGAGAAGCUUCAGAAGACGCUGUCGGAUCUGGAGAGGAGAGAGAAACAUCUGGCUGAGGCCGAGCUGGAGACCAAGAGGCUGCAGAGGGAGCUGAAGGCCGAGCACGAUCUGACCCAGAGGGAGCUGCAGGAGAGCGGCAGGAGGCUGCAGCUGGAGAGCGACCACCGGGUGGCGCUGGAGAGGGACAAAGUGCGGCUGAUGGAGGAGGAGCGAGGCCGGCUGCUGCAGCAGAUCGCGGACGGAGAAUCUCGCUACAAACAGCUGGAGAAAGAGUUCCAGAUGUUCAGAGAACAGCAGAACGUCAGACCUGAGAUCAGGCUGCAGUCGGAGAUCAACCUGCUGACGCUGGAGAAGGUGGAGCUGGAGAGGAAGCUGGAGUCGACCACUAAGUCCAAGCUUCACUACAAGCAGCAGUGGGGUCGCGCCUUAAAAGAGUUGGCUCGCUUCAAACAGAGGGAGCAGGAGAACGCGAUGACGCGUCUGAAGAAACAACAGGCCGAGCUGGAGGCCAUGAGGCUGCGUUACCUGGCAACCGAGGAGAAGGACGCGGUGCGACAUGAGCGACGGGAGCUGGACGACAUCAGGAACCAGCUCAACAGGUUAAAACAGGAUGAGCGGUUAGGCCACGCCCCCUCUGUAGCAGACUCCGCCCCCGGUCCGGGUCCUGGUCCUGGUCCGGACGAAGACGCGGACGAGCACCUGAGCCGCCUGCUGGAGGAGAGGGACACGCUGCUGAGGACGGGAGUUUACACCCACGAGGACAGAAUCAUCUCCGAGCUCAACAGACAGAUCCAGGAAGUGAUGAGAGACCGAGGGACGGUCUGAACCAAUCACAGGCCGGCUCAGCAGAGACUCCGCCUCCAGAGACGUCACAGCAGCUACAAACCUGACGUCUCCACUCGUCCUCAUAAAAGGACAAACCAACACUUUAUUUGAUUCUAUUUAAACAGAAAAAACUUUAUUAUCGAGUGUCACAGAGAAAACUGCAAAGAUUUGACACUUUCAAGUUCUGUUUUAUUCUGUGGAGCCUUUAAAGCGUCAUUAGCGCCACCUAUAGGUCAAAGUCUCUAUGCUAAGCUAAUGCUAACCAUGAGCUGUACCUUUAAUAUUUGGAAAGAACAAAGGUUCUUUUAACUUGUGUUUGAUGGAUUUAUUUAUAUUUCUGGACAGAACAAAAGGUUUUUCUUUACUUUCUCACGUGUUGAUGAUAAAUUCACAGAUUAUUUCUGAUUAGAUGCAAAAAAAAAAACUCCAACAUGUGAGAGUCUAAAGCUUCAAACCUGCUGGUUCUUCAUGUUUUAUUCUGAAAACUGACUCGUGUUCUGUGGUUAAACAUCAUCACAGCAGAAAAUAUCAACUUUAAUUAAACUUAAUCUAUAAAAUGGUUUAAAUUCAGAUUCUCACAGAAACAAACUUGAUUUUGAAAUAAUCAGAUGAUCUAGAAUAAAUAAAUUAAGUGUGUUGUGUUGUGUGAUGUGUGUGAUGAUGAUAAACAGCAGGUGGCGCUGCAGCCUCAGAAAAGCCUCCUGCAGACGUUAACUUAUUCUUUUUAGAGACUGAAAUGUGUUUGUUUGAUGCAAUAAAUUAUUUUGGUAUGAAA
Messenger RNA from Mugil cephalus (flathead mullet), 3963 nucleotides. RefSeq names its product centrosomal protein of 120 kDa. The coding region runs from base 192 to 3188 and encodes 998 amino acids. Gene Ontology annotation, biological process: interkinetic nuclear migration; centrosome cycle; positive regulation of centriole elongation. The transcript has 19 exons. The record is from RefSeq and is a predicted model, not a curated record. Gene Ontology annotation, cellular component: centriole; centrosome. NCBI's taxonomy places the organism in Eukaryota, Metazoa, Chordata, Actinopteri, Mugiliformes, Mugilidae.